GGCUGCUAAACGAAAAUUUAACGAUUAUCUAUGCGCAUUCGAAGAACUAGAGGUUGAAGCUGGGUUCGCCCCCCUCGACUUUCCAGUUUUCAACGUUUUGACAGGAAAAUUUUUGCCUAUAGCGAAUUCAUCGGAAACAGAGGUUUUCUCACCACUGCUUCCAUGUACAUCAGCGGAAGUUAAUAAACC
This is a messenger RNA of Schistosoma curassoni, 189 nucleotides long. Lineage: Eukaryota; Metazoa; Platyhelminthes; Trematoda; Strigeidida; Schistosomatidae. The record is from the annotation of a GenBank genome assembly.